AUGGUUCCUGAGAUCCCUCUGCGCCCCAUAGUUGCCUCUCGAGGUUCCCCCACCUACAACACAGCCCAACACCUAGCCAAAAUCCUCAGACCCUUGGUGGGUCACUCACCACACCAUGUGUGCAACUCUUCCCAGUUUGUCAGCAUCACCAGAAACCUCACCGUCCAACCCACUGACUUGCUUGUCAGUUUUGAUGUCGUCUCACUCUUCACCAAUGUCCCCACAGGCGAGGCCUGCAAACUAGCUAAGGAAAGACUUGAACAUGAUACCACUCUUGCUGAACGCACAGACCUGUCCCCCGACCAAAUUCAUGAUCUGUUACUAACAUGUAUCUCUUCCAGUUGUUUUCAGUGGCAAGGCAAGUUCUACGAGCAAACGGCUGGGACCUCCAUGGGAUCUCCUUUAUCCCCGGUCCUAGCCGACAUCUUCAUGGAGGAGUUCGAGUCUUCCUCCCUCCUCACAGCGGAUCUUCGGCCGAGCCUGUGGCUACGCUACGUUGAUGACACCUUCGUAGUGUGGCCCCAUGGCCCGGACACACUCCAAGACUUCCUCCAGUACCUCAACCAGCAACACACCAGCAUCAGCUUCACCAUGGAACAAGAACAGCACGGCACCAUACCUUUCCUGGACGUCAAGAUCUCCAGGAAUCCGGAUGGCACCCUGGGACAUAGCGUCUACAGGAAACCAACCCACACCGACCGCUAUCUCCACCAAUGA
This is a messenger RNA of Patiria miniata (bat star), 717 nucleotides long. RefSeq lists its product as uncharacterized. Lineage: Eukaryota; Metazoa; Echinodermata; Asteroidea; Valvatida; Asterinidae. The record is from RefSeq and is a predicted model, not a curated record. The coding region runs from base 1 to 717 and encodes 238 amino acids. The transcript has a single exon.